Messenger RNA from Panicum virgatum (switchgrass), 1083 nucleotides. Its product is annotated as ethylene-responsive transcription factor 1A-like. Gene Ontology annotation, molecular function: DNA-binding transcription factor activity; DNA binding. The record is from RefSeq and is a predicted model, not a curated record. Gene Ontology annotation, biological process: regulation of DNA-templated transcription; ethylene-activated signaling pathway. Bases 173 to 838 code for a protein of 221 amino acids. NCBI's taxonomy places the organism in Eukaryota, Viridiplantae, Streptophyta, Magnoliopsida, Poales, Poaceae. The transcript has a single exon.
GUGUUUGCAAACCAACUCAAAUAGAUAGCACAGCCAGAGCUCCCUCCUCCGGUCCUCCCCAACCCAAAGUUCCCUUCCAACAAAGGUCAACCAGGCAGGCACUCUCGUGUGUGUCGUCUCAUGCCCAGGCCACGCUAAUCCACGCGAGCAGAGCAGGUGCGCUGCGCAGCACAUGGACACGUACAUGUCUCUCUCCCUGGAGCGCAGCAGCCGCGGCGUCGUCGCCACGCCCGGGCCUCCGGCCGCCGGCGGUUCCACUGCCGCGUACCCGCGCGUGGUCGCGGGCAUGGACACGUCCCUCUCCCUGGUGGCCGGCGCCGCGGCGUCGCACGCGCACGGCCAGUACCUCCCCCUCAACGAGAACGACUCCCUGGACAUGGUCCUCUUCGACGUGCUCCGCGAGGCGUCCGGCGGCGGGUCCGCUGCGCCCGCCACCUGCCCGCCGCUCCCGGCCUCGACGCCGCUGCGGCCUCCUCCUCCGCUGGUGGCGCUCGCUCCGGGCGCCGCGGGCAAGGUCGUCGGCGCCGGCGGUUGCAACGACAACGGCAGGGCCGCGCCCGCGCACGCACCGAAGGCGACGGGCGCGGGGCGGCACUACCGCGGGGUGAGGCGGCGGCCGUGGGGCAAGUACGCCGCGGAGAUCCGCGACCCGUCGCGGCACGGCGCGCGGCUCUGGCUCGGCACCUUCGGCACGGCCGAGGAGGCCGCCGCGGCGUACGACCGCGCGGCGUUCCGUAUGCGGGGAGCCAAGGCGCUGCUCAACUUCCCCCGCGCCGCCGCGGGCUGCGGGGCCACCGCCAUGGCGAAGCACGCUGCUGGAGUGACGGAGGCCAAGUGAACGGGGGCGAUGGUAAGAUUGCGAUCGGAAUGACUCGGGUCACACUGGAAGCUGCUCCCAUGAUUGUGAAUGUUUCUAAGCAUUAAUCUGUCCGUGGUAGGGGAUUAGGGUGGGUAUAUGGUAGUGAUCGCUCUUCUAGCUGUUUCGACAUACUCUUCUAGCUGUUUCGGCAUACUGUGAAGCAUGGUGGUUCAAUUUGAGCUUUUCUUUUACCCCAUACAGCUCCAAUGUUUUUUUGUGUUUUU